Messenger RNA from Exaiptasia diaphana, 2788 nucleotides. Its product is annotated as tyramine receptor Ser-2. The record is from RefSeq and is a predicted model, not a curated record. The coding region runs from base 1052 to 2323 and encodes 423 amino acids. Gene Ontology annotation, biological process: chemical synaptic transmission; G protein-coupled receptor signaling pathway, coupled to cyclic nucleotide second messenger. The transcript is spliced from 3 exons. Gene Ontology annotation, molecular function: neurotransmitter receptor activity; G protein-coupled serotonin receptor activity. NCBI's taxonomy places the organism in Eukaryota, Metazoa, Cnidaria, Anthozoa, Actiniaria, Aiptasiidae. Gene Ontology annotation, cellular component: membrane; dendrite.
CCAACUAUACUGGAAGCCUUUUAGCUCUAUUGUGCAGUCAGUAAGUUCUCUUAACUACUUAUACCAGCUUUCUGGCCAAUCAAAACAAGUCGACAGCACCAUCAAAGCAGACGUCAUGACUAUACAACCAAACUCCUACUCCUUGCAGAGAUAAGAUUCUAGUCGUGGAAGACUCCUUUCUUAGCAUUAAAUCCUUUUAAUCUAUAGAACACUCAGAUUUAGCGAUAAUACUACGGAAGAUACAGAAAAAAAAAACAAGUGUAUGUGAACUAUAUUCCAUUUCCCGCCUAAUCUUAUCGAAGAGUAAUAACGCUUAAUCGUUUACAUUCUAAGAGAACGUGGACAUAUAUUGAAAACUAAUCCAUCCAAUUGGACAGUGUUGACCAUUCGGGCUUAAAUGAUAGUAAAUCACUUAACAAAAGAAGAAGUGACUGCAUUAUAAAGUGAACAGUUGUCAUUCUGGUUCGACGUGACUUUGGAAGACGGGGCAUUGGAUUGUUGGAAGAAAACUACUUGAGCCGAACUCAUUGAAAAUUCAUUCUUUGCAGACACUUUGUGAGUUGGGUAAACACUCAAAAAAGAACAACAUCCAUGAUGUCUUGUUAAGGAAACAAAUACAUUGCAUUUGCGGGAAAACAACUGGAAGAACAGCAACGUAUAAAUGCAGAUUUGUUUCGUCAAAGGAUAUAAACACCAACGCCUUGGAAAAACCCUUUUAAGACCAAUCACGAAGUCGCCAGAACCUCAGGGCAAGAUCUACAGAUACUGCGGCUGCGUAAUCGAAAACUAAGCUAUAAGAGUCAGCUAUCAACGGAUAUUUUCGCCACAUAUCAAGACACCCCAACACAGCUGGUUAACUUGAAACAAACAGAAAACAAGACGCUCAGAAACAACUUCAAAUCAAAGACAAAUAAUCUAAGAAGGCAGACGGCAUUGCCUUUGAAGAGCGUUAGAUAACUGUGGUUUUCGUACUGCAACAACAGAUAAAAAACUUUGUGCAAGGCUAAAAAGGCAUCCAGCCAUCGAGAAUUACUGUUAAACGAUACCAGAUAUGGCAAAUGGCACAAAUAACCAGACAGACAAAGACGUCCAUCUGCGCAACUUCGAGCCCUUGUACGGCUACGUUUUUGCCGGUCUCUACAUCGUAGUUAUAAUAAUAUCACUACUUGGUAAUCUUUUAGUGUGUUGCGCAAUAGGAAUGUCGGCCAAACUACGGCGAUCGCCGACCACCACGUUCAUAUUUUGCCUUGCUAUUUCCGAUUUAAUCACUAGCACAGUAGCAAUGCCAUUCGACGCUGAGAUUCUCAUAACCUCAGGAGUGUGGCAUCAUGGGGAAAUCAUGUGCAAGGCGUGGACUGUAGCCUAUCUUCUCACGGUACCGACCUCUAUAUUAACACUACUAGCGCUCAGCGUGGACCGUUAUAAAACAUUGAGUGAUCCUUUGAACAGAUUCAGACGAUCUCGCUUCAUGACCCGCAAGAGGGCGAUCAUUGUUGUCAUGGUGAUAUGGUUGUAUUGCUUUGCAAUAGCAAUUCUGCCAACGGCCAAGAUCAUCAACCAUUUGCCAUUUGUACAUAAGAACGAGUGCUACUUUCCGAUGCCACCUUUAUUCAACAUGGUCAAUGCAUCGGUGAACUUUGUCCUUCCCAUACUAGUCACGUGUUGCAUCUACGUCAAGAUCUACCAGAUCGCGAAACUUCAACCUCUGCAGAAAUUCAGCGGAAGGCCUAGCAGUGGACAAAAUUUGCAGAAAGACUUUCUCAAGAAUGUCCGAGCAGCGAAGACCAUCUCGAUGUUUGUGUGYGUAUUCAUGUUCUGUUGGAUUCCAUAUAGCACGCUAUCCAUCGUGUCGAAUAUGUUAUCUGAUGAAGAUUUUUAUUCCAUUCCACCACACGUCUACCCACCGCUACUUUUGCUGGGAUAUCUGAACUCUGCGCUCAACCCUUUUCUCUUUUCUUUCAGGAACCGUGCGUUCAAAAACUCCUGUGCAAGGAUAUUCACCACCCUAAAGAGAAAACGUUCCUCCAAUUCCCCAACCAGGAGUAUCUCAUCAAGCGCCAAGCGGAGUGAGCUUCCAGAUAUGGACAGCGGUAUUGCAAUUCACAUAUGCUCCGUCAAGAGCUUAAGCCAAGAAACUAUGACCACCCARUCSACUCACCGGAACAAUGGAACUACCAAGMCAGACUUCAAUCAUAUUUGCAGCUCCAAAGACCGCUUAAAUGAUCUUGAYAUUUUGGGCCWGUCMWCUUUGGCUCUGCCCAAAAUAAACUGUUUAGAGACGGACAUGGAAGGUAGUUAUCAUAAUGACAAUACCUACCUUUAACUCAUAAUUACUUGCUGUAUACUUAAGCAAUAAACAACAYGACAUUUUCGUGCAUUUUCGAUUCCGCUGUGUUUCCGCUUUCAUGCCAUUUGGUUUCUUUGGAUGGACUGCAGUUUCAUUACAUUGGUUGAUCAAAGUUGGGCUGAGUGCAAACCUCAUGGAGAAGGACAAGCAUCUAUAGCAAGAGGAGACUUAGCCUCCUCUGCAAGCAGGCCACUUUUUCUGUUUCUUUAUCUAAGUUGCUAAUGCUUUCUAAGAGAGAACAGAACCUUACUUGCGGAAGGGGGAUUGGUUUUCCAGGGGAGGCAACUUCAUAGAAAAGAACCUAUAUUACGCCGUACUGUCCCCCAUUUCACAACAAAUUGUAAUCAUAUAUAUAACCAUUAAAAUAAACAAAUAUGAAAGAAGAUCAGUAAAUUUGUUUACAUUGAUUUAUAAGUACAUUAAUAAAAUCASUGCGCACUG